Volvox carteri f. nagariensis is the source of this 549-nucleotide messenger RNA. RefSeq lists its product as uncharacterized. Bases 1 to 549 code for a protein of 182 amino acids. Lineage: Eukaryota; Viridiplantae; Chlorophyta; Chlorophyceae; Chlamydomonadales; Volvocaceae. The transcript has 3 exons. The record is from RefSeq and is a predicted model, not a curated record.
AUGCUGCUUGAUGAUGAUGCCUUCAUCCGGAGUCCAGUUGGCUUCAACAUCGUGGAGACAUUCGACAAGCAAGGUUACUUGAUGGCGGCCCGGAAUAUUGUGCAUGACAUCCCAUGGGUCACCUGGGGCCUCCCGGAGCUUGUGCGCUACUACCUAGUCACCCACAAAGUUGUACCGGCCACACUCUUCGAGCACUGCAAUCCGCCUAAUUUGACGGGGCUGUACUCAACGAUGUGGAGCGAUUCUCUUCAUCAGCCCACAGAGGGCGGUUGGGAUCGGAUGGUCAUCUUCACCAACUUGGUCAUGUGGAACCUGGACUGGUGGUUCAGCCCCUUGGUGAAUCGCUUCGUGCACCUGUGCGUCGCUAGUGGAGGUGUCGUCGACCAGCGUUGGAAUGAGCAGGCCGUGAUUACCAUGGCAUGGCAGAUAUUUGUGCGGAAGGAACAGUUCUUCAUGUUCAAUUUCAGCUUUGAACACACGAAAGGGUCCUACAUUGCUGAUCAGUUCUUCGAGGAGCACAAGCUUAAGCAUGUUCCUUCACCAGCAUGA